UCGGCCAACCUGCGCUCAGUUAACCGGAAGCGUCAAACAGUCCAGAACAUCACAGACGUCGACUGGGAGAUUGAGUAAUGUAAGAUUAAGAGCGGCUCGUAUGACUGCACUUCAAGUCCCAUGAUGCACCUGCGGUGCUCACUUCGACACGAACGGCGAGCCAGUAAGCAGCAGGUAAACAAACCCAUCUCGCUGGGAAGGAGCCAAACGAACCGUAGGCUAUGCGCUGUUUUACCGUCUUGCAUGUUUUAUGGUGAGGAGGAUGAAGAAGAGACACGUCUGCUGUCGGCAAUUCAUUUCAACAACAAAAUCGCUGACGAGCGAGGCGACGGCAAACGGAAGGACGAGUUUAACCUACAACGACUGUCGCUACUGGGACGUCUGCGCAUGAUGCAUUGCACCACUUUUGGGGAAAUGGGAGUUAUGCUCGUUCUCAGAACAGAGCACAUUAUCAGAGUUGACGGUUGUGUCCUUUAGCUGCCGUGUCAUUUGAUUGUGCUGGAUUAUUACGGAACAACAUCCCCUCUGGCGACCUGCAACAUGGGGCCCAUCAUGCAGGAGCGCACAGCAUCCACGGCACUGAAACGCGUCGUCUCCAAAGAAAAGAUUCGGGUGAAAUAUACUGAGAACAACGGACCUGUAACCAGUUCCAAGAAAAGUAACAAGAUGAAGAAAGCAGCGGGCCAGAUGAGAAAUGGCCUCCCAGGAACAGGUCAGGAUAAGGACACAGUGACAACAGUGCAGAAGGGUGCACAGUCAAAAGGUGGCAGGAUCAAAUCUGGCACAACACGCAAUACAAGCAAACUCUCCAGCCCUGAAGAAGGAGAUUUGAGACCUCAAGUCCGGAAACAUUUAUCUGUGCACAGGAAAGAGGAGCAACUGGAAAAUCAACAGAUAUCACAGUGCAGCAACUUGCUCCACCAGAAUCGUGGGGGGAUGGGGAAAAAUCGGCGAGCUCUCUCCCUGCCUCUCUCCCCAAUAUCAGGACUACGACACAUGCCAGCACACCCCCUGACACACUCUCCAGCCCUCACCCCAGAGGUACUGCAGCGGCACUACAACCAAAAGGAUAUAGACACUGACAGUGCCAGUGAUCUGUCAGAUUCUGAGAGGCUGCCUGUACUGCCCUCUCCCUGUACCCCUUGCACCCCUCCUCACCUCAACCUCAGGGCCGAGGUCAUCAACACUAAUGACUUUCCCCCGGACUUCCCUGGACCUCAUGGGGCUGUGGAUGAUGAAGAUGAGAGUGAAAAACCCAGCUACAGUUACCCCGACUUUCUGCCUCCUCCCUUCAACACUUGGAGCCUGAGACAGCUGGCAGUGUUUCUCCAUACGGAGGGCCGUGGUGCCCCCCGGCCCAAGCCUGUAGGGCACCUAGAGAAGUACCUGGAGAGGCUGCUGCAGCUGGAGUGGCUCCAGAUCCAAACAGUGCAAGCAGAUAGCAGUCGUCCGCCCGGGAGCCGUACAAAGCCUCAGGGCUUCCCCUCUGCCACCACUGCUCACCAACCGAGGCCUCACACAGCUCCGCCAUCCCGACUCAACUCCCCGAAAGGGCAGCGGCACAGCCAGAGAGCCUUCCCAUUUUCACCUGUUAAUAACCCCCCAUCACCCGCCUCAGUCCAGCAAACGCAUUCCCGCUUUCCAGUUUGCCCUCACUGUCACAUUCGCUACCCAUUGUGCAAUGGAAGCUGCUCCGCCAAUGCCUACCAGCGCCACUCAAGGCUCAGCCCACUGCUCGAGCAUAGAGCCAGGCCUGGAGCACCAGCGAAGAGGAGUAGCAGCGAGACCCGAGCAACCUCAACAGAAGGAAGGAGCUCCGGAGGACACAGUGGAGGACAAGGCGGAGGAGGAGCCCAGACCCCAGUUAGCCCCUCUGCUGGAAAAAGUCAUCUCAGACACAUGCAGGCUUCAGGCAAUACCCGUAAGCUAACCCAGGAGUCUGAAACUAAGCCAAACGGUCAAGGUCAGGUCAGGAAAAGCCGCGUUCGAGCUAACUCUGAGACCGAUAUUAAAAAAGAGUCUUGUGGCAGUAAAACGGCCGGGGCAGAGAAACGUGUUUUUGCUGCAAGUAAAAGAGAGGUCAUCACCUCUAAGAGAGUAGAGAAGGACUGGCAGAGGAUAGAAGCCGUCGCUCCAGCCUCUAAAACGGCCAUGAAAAGAGCUGCUAAAGAGCCACAGUCUCUCUUCAAAGCGCCGCCUAUCAGUAAGCAGAAUGGCAAAACUAAAAAUGUGCACUUUGUUGCAAAGUAACAGCUAUAAACCUACAGUAGUGCAAUACUGAUUGGUUACUUGGUACGGGAACUUGAAGCUAUGCCUGCUUUCUGUGUAAUCUGUGUAAUACUAACAUGCUGUAACUGUUGAACAACAGUGUGAAUCAGUCAGUGAUGGACAGCCUUCUAUCGGGCAAAACUAACAAGAAGCUGUGCAGCUAGAAUAGAGAUAAAACAGCAACGAUCGCAAAGCAAAAUAUGAAACUUGCAUCGAACAGAAUUAUAUAAACUGUAUUUCAUUCAAAAUGCACAGUAAGUAUACAAUCAUAAUUUUAGAUUGUGUUUUGACAGAAGGCUGAUUAUGAUCCAAAGCACUACUAUGAUAUUAAAAAACAGCUUUUAUGUAAAUUGAAUUCAGCUGCACUGCAGAUCAUCAACUCGCAGUAUACUACUAAUGUAGAAAAUUGACAUCAACUAAGAAUCUACUCUACUAUUGGACAGCUUUCAGCACAAGUAAUCUACAGUGAAGUUUACCACAGAUCAUUACAUUACAACGACGACCAUAGCUGUUACAAGUUUGUGAUGUUGGAAUAUAUUUAUUUUCAAUCCUUUUUCUUGACUUGAUGUUGUAUUUUAUAUUAUAUUUGGCGCCUCAUGUUAAAUUACAUGUUUAAUUAAAGCAUCUUUGGCUGAAAGAGAGGCACAGCGAGUGGUGGUGUACCGCAGUGAUGUAAUUUGUCUCGGUCCUAUUUGUGCAUUGGUUUAACAUGUUUGGUACAAGGGCUUUUCAUGUUUGACCAGCUUGAAUUGUAGUCUAUUGAUAUUGAUUGAUAUUGAUCUAUAUGAUAUUAUACUGUAUUUUGCAUAGAGCUGAGCGCUUUCUAUAAUUGAAGACGGCGUAAUGUUUGCUACGAAUGUAAAUGCAUAUUUUUCCAAAUUUUAUAUACCAUAGUUAUAUUUAUGAAAAGUGUUGUGGAUGACUUAUUCAUCAUUGUCAUUAUUUUGUUUACAUUGUCAUGCGUAAAAAGAAAAUAUUUAGUCAAAAAGAUGGAUGUAACGGGAUUGAUCAUCCCUAAUUCAAAUGAUUUUGAUACACCAUCGCUGUUAUGCUGUAACAUGGUAAUGUUAUACAUAUCACGUCCAUAUCACACUGCAUACUUGAAGUCUAGAACACUGUGUUUACAUUUGUGUCUCAUGUUUGUUGUGAUUUACCAUGUGCACUGGAUUCAUGUCAACACUACAUCAAUGUACAAAAUGUGAUAUACAUUGAGAUUGUACCGCUUUACUUAAACUCAUGUAAAGUAUUAAAGCCAUACAUAAGGGGCCAGGAGGGGCGAUAUUAAUAAAUGUGUACAUUAUGUUGACAAUGCACGCAGAAAGAUUGUGGUAUGUCUUUUCUCAAUGUUGAAUGCAAGUAUUUGUAAGGCAUAGAAAUAAAUGUUUUGCACUCGA
This is a messenger RNA of Pseudoliparis swirei, 3662 nucleotides long. It is a transcript of the gene fam217ba, whose product is annotated as family with sequence similarity 217 member Ba. Bases 541 to 2250 code for a protein of 569 amino acids. Lineage: Eukaryota; Metazoa; Chordata; Actinopteri; Perciformes; Liparidae. The transcript is spliced from 5 exons. The record is from RefSeq and is a predicted model, not a curated record.